UAUUCCGCUCUAGACAAUGGGCGCUGCCAUGACACCGACUCCGGUUUCUUACUUCCGGUUUGAGGUGAUUGACCGUGAUUAAAAAUGAGUUCAGGCACCACUUGUGCGGUUGUUGGUUGCUCAAAUAAUUCUAAGAAAAUUAAAAACCUUUUAGAAACUGAGUGCUUUGAUCACAAAAUAAGAAGGAGAGAAUGUCCUUGUCCGGUUCCCUAUCGGCUACAUUCAAUGCCACAGAGCAGACGUUUAGACUGGCUAGCUGUGCUUAAACUGAAACAUCCGCCGAAAAAAGUUUAUGUCUGUUCGCACCAUUUCGUUCACAAACGACCCACCGAAGACCAUCCCAACCCGGAAUUAUUCCUUGGAUACGACAGACCAGUAGUGAAGAAGAGACGAACAAUUGUUCGUGUCGAAGCGACAGCAACAGCAGAAGUGACAGACCAGGAGGAUGAGGGCAUACCUGAGGUGCCACAACAACCAUCACACAGCACUGUUUCCAGCCAGUGGGAAGAUCCAUCGCUCUGGGACCACAGCUAUGGUGAACAGCAGGGUGUUGAGGAGACGGCCGAAGAUGCCACAACACAAACUGAAGAUUUCAGCUAUUCCAUGCUUCAGAGUGAUGCAGAUUCGUUCCUCUACACUGGAGUCUCACUGGAAACCUUCAACUCUCUUGUUUCCACCUUAGAAGGAUUUGCUGAAAGGGCUUCUGUUUUGUCAGUGCGUGAUCAGAUACUAAUGACACUGAUCAAAUUGAAAUUGAAUCGUGUGCUUGGUGACCUUGGUAGGCAGUUUCAUGUGUCUCAGAGUGUAGCCAGUAAGGUCAUCUCUUUCUGGAUCGAUAAAAUGGAGGAGGUCUUACGCCCUCUUAUUAUCUGGCUUCCAAAAGAAACCAUUAAGGCCACUGUCACGCUAAAAUUGUACCGGGGGCGAAAAUUGUACCGGCCUACGUCAUCGUUUGUUUACAUCCUGACAACCUGCCCGGCAACAGACGACGCGAUGCAGAAAACAUGUUUCCAAACGACGAAAUAACAUAAUACAGAUAGCGGAUCGCUAUCUGUAUUAUGAUAGAUAGCGAUAACACUUGUUUUUACUUUAUAUUUGUAUUGUAUUUAAUUGUUUAAUCAAAACAAUAAAAGAAGUUGCCCGCGAAACGGGCGAUCGCGUCAAAUGACAAAUGUUUUGCCCGCGAAACGGGCGAUCGCGUCAAAUGACGUAGGAGGGUUCUUGAAACAUAAUACAGAUAACGGAUCGCUAGAUAACACUUGUUUUUACUUUAUAUUUGUAUUGUAUUGAAUUGUUUAAUCGAAUUUAGCUAGUAAACUGAGUGUUUUAAGCAGGUUUCAUAGUCUAGAAUGUUCAAGAACCUUCCUACGUGAUUUGACGCGUCAUUUGACGCGAUCGCCCAUUUCGCGGGCAAAUUUUUUUAUUGUUUCGAUUAAACAAUUAAAUACAAUACAAAUAUAAAGUAAUACAAGUGUUAUCGCUAUCUAUCAUAAUACAGAUAGCGAUCCGCUAUCUGUAUUAUGUUAUUUCGUCGUUUGGAAACAUGUUUUCUGCAUCGCGUCGUCUGUUGCCGGGCAGUUUGUCAGGUUGUCAGGAUGUAAACAAACGAUGACGUAGGCCGGUACAAUUUUCGCCCCCGGUACAAUUUUAACGUGACACCACCAUGCCAACUGCAUUCAAGCGCUUUUUCCCCAACACCACCUGUGUCAUCGACUGUAGCGAAAGUUUGUUACAGAAGGCGAAAAAUCUUGACUCUUGAGGAGAGUCCUACA
Messenger RNA from Gadus macrocephalus (Pacific cod), 1772 nucleotides. RefSeq lists its product as uncharacterized. The coding region runs from base 85 to 1026 and encodes 313 amino acids. NCBI's taxonomy places the organism in Eukaryota, Metazoa, Chordata, Actinopteri, Gadiformes, Gadidae. The transcript is spliced from 2 exons. The record is from RefSeq and is a predicted model, not a curated record.